This is a messenger RNA of Closterium sp. Yama58-4, 4188 nucleotides long. Lineage: Eukaryota; Viridiplantae; Streptophyta; Zygnematophyceae; Desmidiales; Closteriaceae. The record is from the annotation of a GenBank genome assembly.
AUGCCGCCCGUGGUUCAGUGCCAGUCGCAGCCUCAAACCAUCCCAUUCACAUGCCCCGUCAUCCCCGCGCCCAAGGCGCCGGCGCCCGCGGUCGCAGCAGCGCCAACGAAGCCCGAGGCAGCCACGGUCCCCGAGCCCAACUUUCUGGAGUCGGUGGAUUUGUACUUCGACCAGGCGGCGGCGAUCUCGCACGUGUCUCCGGAUAUUCUGGCGCAGAUCAAGGCGUGCAACACCAUCAUCCGCGUGCAGUUUCCGCUCAAGCUGCCCGACGGCCGCGUCGAGCUCGUCGAGGGGUACCGCGCGCAGCACUCGCACCACCGCCUGCCCGUCAAGGGCGGCAUCCGCAUGUCGCUCACCGUGGACGCGGAAGAAACCAUGGCGCUCGCGGCGCUAAUGACUUUCAAAUGCGCGUUGCUUGACGUGCCUUUCGGCGGGGCGAAGGGCGGCAUCAAAAUCGACCCGCGCAAGAUCUCACCAGAGGCGAAGGAGGCCGUCAUCCGACGGUACACGUCGGAGCUCGUGAAGAAGAACUUCAUCGGCCCGUCCAUUGACGUGCCUGCGCCCGACUACGGCACUGGCCCGCAAGAAAUGGCGUGGAUCAAGGACACGUACCAUAUGCUCAAGCCUGGCGACCUCAACUCCUUUGCGUGUGUCACUGGCAAGCCGCUGGAAGAGGGGGGCAUCCGAGGCCGCACGGCGGCGACGGGGCAGGGCGUGUUUGUGUGUCUGCGGGAGUUCUUCAAGAGCGCCAAGUGGAUGGGGCGGCUGGGCAUGAGCGAGGGCAUCAGCGGCAAGUCGUUCGUCGUGCAGGGCUUUGGCAACGUGGGGCGCCACACCAUCGACGCCAUAGUGGGCGCGGGCGGCCGCAUCGUGGGGCUGGCGGAGUGGAACGGCGGGCUGCUGGCGGCGCCGGGCGAGGCGCUCGACAUGGACGCCGUGAAGGCGCACGCGGCGCGCACGGGGGGGUCCAUUCUGGGGUGCGCGGGCGCCACGACGGUGAGCGACUCGGCGAGCAUCCUGGAGGCGGCGUGCGACGUGCUGAUUCCCGCGGCGCUGGAGGGGCAGAUCACGGCGCGCAACGCUCCGCGCAUCCGCGCCAAGGUGGUGGCGGAGGCAGCCAACGGGCCCGUGACGGCGGCGGGGGAGGCGGUGCUGCAGGCGCGCGGGGUGGUGGUGCUGCCAGACCUGCUGCUGAACGCGGGCGGCGUGACGGUGUCGUACUUCGAGUGGCUCAAGAACCUCAACCACAUCCACUUCGGGCGCAUGAGCCGCCGCAUGGAGGAGCGCGGCAAGCAGCAGCUCGUGGACGCGCUGGAGCAGGAAAUGGCGGGUGGCGCGCGCUUCAGCGACAGCACAAGGCAGUCCAUCGUGCGCGGCAACACCGAGGAGGACUUCGUGUGGUCGGGCCUCGAGGAACACAUGAUCGAGGGCUGGGAAAACGUGGACGAUGUGGCGGAGAGUAGGGGCUGUUCCUUCCGCACGGCGGCAUACCUCAUAGCCAUUGAGCGCAUCGCCCGCACCUACCACACUAAGGCGCUGCUUCUUUUUUUCCCUUUCCAUUCCACGCCCCGCCCCGUGUGUUUCCUCCAUUCCAGCGGAAGCUUCCUCACGAGUCUAUUUACCUCGGCAUCGCAACCAUCAAAGCUGCCUGGUGGGUCCGCAAUCCUCGUUAUCAUGCUCUGUGUUUGGAACCCCAUGCAUCACGAAAGCCGGCUGCUGCACCUGCUGCACCUUAGCCUGAGGCUGUGGAAACGACUGCUGCACGUGCUGGUCGCCGGCACAUCAGGCCGUGACCAUCCAUUUCGCCAUCCACCCUUCGCUUAUCCACCGUCCUGGUCGUUCACGCACUUGAGGGUCGCCCACGCACUUGAGGUGAGAAGACCUGACCUUUCUGCACACUGCAGCACCUCCAGCGCCUACACCUCUGCACGCUCAACGCAAGCGUGUGCAAGGGGAGGGGAGGCGUAUGGGCGCGUGGCUGAGGUGGACGGCGCAUGGCUGAUGUGGUCGCGAGCUUGUCGGGAUGACGCUCGGCCGGCAGUCACAGGCGUGUGGCUGCCUCCUACCCGCCCUGCUGACCAUGCGUUCGGAGGCAAGGCACGGAGGGGCAGACGAGGAGCAUACGAGGUGGAGUGGAGUGAGGGUGGGUGGAGGAGGAGUGUGAGUUGCUUGAUUAGGGUGGGUUGCUUGAUUGGGGUGGGUUGCUUGAUUGGGGUGGGUUGCUUGAUUGGGGUGGGUUGCUUGAUUGGGGUGGGUUGCUUGAUUGGGGUGGGUUGCUUGAUUGGGGUGGGUUGCUUGAUUGGGCUGGGUUGCUUGAUUGGGGUGGGUUGCUUGAUUGGGCUGGGUUGCUUGAUUGGAGGAGGCGACGAGGAGCCAGCGCUGCGGACGAGGAGGAGGUGGCACUUCAGGCGUGGAGGCGAUGAGGAGCCAGCGCUGCCGGUGAGGAGGAGGCGUGCAUGGGGAGGCGCAGGAGCAGAGGCGCUUCACUCCUUCAUUCCCACUCUCAUGCGUGCGCACGGGAGUGAGUGGAGCGAGGAGGUGGCACGGUUGGGAGCGCGGCGGGGAGCAGAGGAUCGACUGCUGCACCAGCAGAGGAACGCAUACUGCUCCUGCUCAGGAAACGGCAAUACCAUCUGCCAAGGUCUUUCAAGCCUGAAGCCGAGGGAAACGACUGCUGCACUGCUGCCCAACGACUUCUGCCGAACAACUGAGGCGAGGAGGAAUGGCGCCACUGAUGCCGCACCAAAGGAACUUGCCAGCUGCUGCACGGCGAGGCAACGCUGCUGGCGAGGAGUCGACGCUGAGCGAUGCCGCGAGGAGGCGGGCGGCGACUGGAGAGCAGCUGACAGCACUGCUGCUGCCCUGCUGACCACUGCUCGCCUCUCAGGGAGCACGGCGCACUCGGGUUCUGUGCUGCUGAGGAACGGGUCCUGCCGCAUCGGAGAAGCCGCCAUGGUCGCUGAAGGCCUGGCUGCUGCUGCUGCUGACGAGGCGAUGCUGCUCACCACUGAGGCGAUGCUGCUCACCACUGAGGCGAUGCUGCUCACCACUGAGGCGAUGCUGCUCACCACUGAGGCGAUGCUGCUCACCACUGAGGCGAUGCUGCUCACCACUGAGGCGAUGCUGCUCACCACUGAGGCGAUGCUGCUCACCACUGAGGCGAUGCUGCUCACCACUGAGGCGAUGCUGCUCACCACUGAGGCGAUGCUGCUCACCACUGAGGCGAUGCUGCUCACCACUGAGGCGAUGCUGCUCACCACUGAGGCGAUGCUGCUCACCACUGAGGCGAUGCUGCUCACCACUGAGGCGAUGCUGCUCACCACUGAGGCGAUGCUGCUCACCACUGAGGCGAUGCUGCUCACCACUGAGGCGAUGCUGCUCACCACUGAGGCGAUGCUGCUCACCACUGAGGCGAUGCUGCUCACCACUGAGGCGAUGCUGCUCACCACUGAGGCGAUGCUGCUCACCACUGAGGCGAUGCUGCUCACCACUGAGGCGAUGCUGCUCACCACUGAGGCGAUGCUGCUCACCACUGAGGCGAUGCUGCUCACCACUGAGGCGAUGCUGCUCACCACUGUUCUACGUGUCGUGCUCCGAGAGUGUGGGGACAUGCUUGUGGGCGUCGGCGCCUGCUCUUGGAGCUGGGCUGGCCGGCUUCAAGCAGAAGCAGGGCGUGCUUGCGGUUGCUCGUGCGACAGCUACCAACUUAUCCGAGAGCCUUCAGAAGGCGCUCGGCUCGUGCAGCCAGGCCUUGACGGUUUGACCGCCACGUGGCCCCUAACCCCGAUGUGGAGGGGCGGCGGCAGAUCCUCGAACACCAGUUCGCAAGUCUCGCAGGAGGAGAACGAACCCCAGCGCAUGCCCCUGUCAUCCUCCCUCAAGGCGCAGACAGCACCGGUGUAUGCCUUCGCCCCCGACUCCUUCGUGUGCGCCAUCACUGCCGACUCGCUCGAAGUCUUUGCUCACACCAACCCGCUGCAGCCCAAAGAUGGCCAGAUGUUCGACAAGCACCUCACUGCCCACGGUACGUUGUUUCCCCCGCCUUGCGUUGCCGUCAUCCUAAACCCGGCAAAAUUAUGUCAGACAAUCACCUUGGAGAGGCGAUGGAUCAUAGAUGGAGCAGCACCAAAACCCACGUGCAUGAGCCUCAAGAGUAGUCUCCUGGGUGAGGAUGCAAGUGGUCUUUGA